GUGUGCAGCUAGAGUUGCAGAAUGUUGAAUAUGAAUGUAAUAGCUCUCAGAGAGUGGUUGAAAGUUCUGGUGUUCAGCUUAUUUGAGUUUUGGUUGAAAUGAUUUUUGGAGAGGUUCAUGGCUGAAGAUAAUGAAGAAAGAAUGGCUGGAGAGACUGCUGAAUGUCUGGGGGAUUCAGGGAUGACUCAACAAAGUGUAAAAACUAAUGACUUUGUGAUUGUUUGUGUGCUGACAACACACAAUACACGCAAAUACUUUGUGGGUGAAAUCAAAGAGAAAACUGGCUCAGAAUUUCUUGUUAGGUUUCUAAGGAAACAGCAAAAUAAGUUUGUGUGGCCAGAAGAGUUGGACGAAUGCUUAAUAACAUUUGAGCAAAUUGCUUUUGUACUCAACGAACCAGAUAUUUUGAAGCGUGGUGUUCGUUUCUCAGAAAAAGAACUUGAAGGCUUUUCUAUAAUUUGAGUGGUUUAAGGAGGUUACUGUUACCUCACAUCACACUAAAUUCAAAUGUAAUUCAAUAAGCUUGUAUAAUAUAAUGGUGUACAACUGAUGAUAAAUGUACUGCAGCUUCAUUAUGGUUACUUAAAAUAUUUUUUGAAAUAUAUCCAUUUACUUAUCAUGGAGUUGGUCAAUUUACACGCCAGCUGGGGAUAUUUUGCCCAGGUAAGUGUUUUUCAUUAAGUUUGUGCAAGUGUCCAAAGUAACCUCAACCAUGAAGUAACUUUGACCAGUGACAAAAAAAUUAUUUUGCUUGAUGUACAUCGUUUUAAAUAAAGUUAGGUAAAUUAAUCAGUAGCUAGGUGGCUAGCCCCCAAAAUACAAUAUUCAGUUUCAGGAAACUGUGUGUGACCGAUAUCACACUUAAAUUGAAA
This is a messenger RNA of Schistocerca americana (American grasshopper), 872 nucleotides long. RefSeq lists its product as uncharacterized. The coding region runs from base 118 to 462 and encodes 114 amino acids. The transcript is spliced from 2 exons. Lineage: Eukaryota; Metazoa; Arthropoda; Insecta; Orthoptera; Acrididae. The record is from RefSeq and is a predicted model, not a curated record.